AUGUCAGCAAAAGGAAAAACUGGUCGCAAGAAGGCUGUUAAGGGAACCUCUAACUCUGCUAAGGCAGGACUUCAAUUCCCAGUAGGAAGAAUUGGAAGAUACUUAAAAAAAGGAAAAUAUGCGAAGAGAGUAGGAGCUGGAGCACCUGUCUAUCUGGCUGCCGUGCUAGAAUACUUGUGUGCAGAAAUUUUGGAGUUGGCUGGAAAUGCAGCGAGAGACAAUAAGAAGUCCAGAAUUACCCCAAGACACAUACAACUAGCUGUGAGAAAUGAUGAAGAAUUGAACAAAUUCUUGGCAGGCGUUACUUUUGCAUCCGGAGGAGUUUUGCCAAACAUCCACAAUGUGUUAUUACCAAAGAAAUCUCAACUUAAAUCAGGUGCCACUGCCAAUCAGGACUAUUAG
Plasmodium knowlesi strain H is the source of this 402-nucleotide messenger RNA. Its product is annotated as histone H2A, putative. The coding region runs from base 1 to 402 and encodes 133 amino acids. Gene Ontology annotation, molecular function: structural constituent of chromatin; protein heterodimerization activity; DNA binding. The record is from RefSeq and is a predicted model, not a curated record. NCBI's taxonomy places the organism in Eukaryota, Apicomplexa, Aconoidasida, Haemosporida, Plasmodiidae. Gene Ontology annotation, cellular component: nucleosome. The transcript has a single exon.